Neltuma alba is the source of this 645-nucleotide messenger RNA. Its product is annotated as acanthoscurrin-1-like. Bases 1 to 645 code for a protein of 214 amino acids. The record is from RefSeq and is a predicted model, not a curated record. NCBI's taxonomy places the organism in Eukaryota, Viridiplantae, Streptophyta, Magnoliopsida, Fabales, Fabaceae. The transcript has a single exon.
AUGGAGAGCAAGUUCAUUUGUGUGAUUUUUCUGGGGCUUUGCUUAGCCCUAGGAAAUGUAGAUGGACGAAGUUAUUAUAGGAGGGGAAAAGAUUUGGACGAUGUGAGACGGCCUGAUUCGUUUUUCUCGGGAUGGUGGUUUGGUGGCGGCAGCUAUGGAGGUGGCGGUCGCGAUGGUGGAGAUUAUGGUGGCGGGGGUGAUGAAGGGAGAGGAUACGAAGGCAGAAAUGGAGGAGGAAUGUCAAGAGGAGGAUAUAGAGGUGGCAGUCGUGAUGGUGAUGGUGACGGUUACAAUGGUGGUCGCGGAGACAGAGAUUAUGAUGGUGACGGUGAUGGUGGAAGAAUGGAAGGCAGAGGGAACGGAUAUAGAGGUGGUAAUGAUGGCUAUGGCCCAGGGACAAGGUACGGAGGAGGAGGUGGCGGUGGGGGAGGUGGUGGGGGCGGCGGUGGAGGUUGGAACAGCAUGGGUGGCGGGGGCGGCGGUGGGGGAGGUGGCGGGGCGGUGGCUGUUGGAACGGCAUGGGUGGUGGGGGUGGGGGUGGUGGAGGAGGUGGCAGCGGGGGUGGUGGGGGCGGAGGAGGUGGUUACUGAAGCAGGGUAUCUAGAAACGGAGGAGGCUAUUGAGGUGGCAUGGGUGGAAGUGUGA